AUGUCGCCACCAUCAGCAAUUGAGCCUCAGAACGGCGAUGACAAGAAACCAAACACCACCGCCCCGCUCGAACCAGGUCUCGACGAAAAGCGAGGCAAAAUGGAAACACUGAGUUUCCCCAAGCCACCAAAGUUCGAUGAUCCGUACAAGGAGCGCGCAUACCUCAAAGGCCGACUCGCCGCCGCCUUUCGCAUAUUUGGAAAAUAUGGAUUCGAUGAGGGUGUGGCUGGACACAUUACCUUGCGAGACCCCGUAGAACCAACACACUUUUGGGUGAAUCCCUUUGGCGUCGCAUUUUCACUGAUGAAAGCAUCCGACCUAAUCCUCGUUAAUGCAGAGGGAAAAGUAAUCGACGGCGGAGAAGUCCGUCUACUAAAUACUGCCGCAUACAUGAUCCACCACGCAGUCCACACCGCGCGUCCGGAUGUCAUGUGUGCCGCCCACUCGCAUUCAAUCUACGGCCGCACAUUCUGCGCUCUAGGUCGAAAACUCGACACCAUUACGCAAGACAGCUGCGCCUUCCACAACGACCAUGUAGUGUAUAACAGUUUCAAGGGCGUGGUGUUGGCGGAAGAAGAGGGUAAAAAUAUUGCAAAAGCACUAGGGGAUAAGAAGGCAGCGUUGUUGCAGAAUCAUGGCCUGUUGACUGUGGGAAAGAGUAUUGAGGAGGCGGUGUUUUGGUUCGUGAGUCUGGAGAAAUGCUGCCAUUCGCAGUUGAUGGCGGAUGCGGCGGUGGCGGGCAGAGGUGAGUUGAUUCAUAUUGAUGAGGAAGAUGCGGCGUAUACGUAUAAGACGGUUGGGACGCCGAUUGCUGGAUGGUUUUCGGCGAAGCCAAUGUUUGAUGUUAUCCACAAGGAGACGGGUGGAGACUAUCUGGAAUGAGCGAUGGAGAAUCGGAAACUUGACUACCAUGAAGAGGCAUUAAGAGUUUGACGUGGUAGCAUAAGGAAAAAUCGCUCUUCGUUAGCUGCUUCGAAAUAGCAAAUCUUUUUAAAUUGAUCAUUCACCAAAGGCGCAUUU
Molecule: messenger RNA, 1020 nt
Organism: Parastagonospora nodorum SN15
Lineage: Eukaryota; Fungi; Ascomycota; Dothideomycetes; Pleosporales; Phaeosphaeriaceae
Exons: 3
Coding region: 1-882 (293 amino acids)
Cellular component (GO): cytoskeleton
Molecular function (GO): actin filament binding
Source: RefSeq, a predicted model, not a curated record